Messenger RNA from Dermacentor albipictus, 1982 nucleotides. RefSeq lists its product as uncharacterized. Lineage: Eukaryota; Metazoa; Arthropoda; Arachnida; Ixodida; Ixodidae. The record is from RefSeq and is a predicted model, not a curated record.
UGUUGGUGGCAUUCCUUCCGUUCCUGUUCUGUGUUGUUUUGAUCUUGUGAACGCCUUGAAGGAUGUUUUGUGGCGAGUGCGACGUCACUUCACGUCAUUUUCUGUUACCAUGACCUGCUGCGUGUUUGGCUGCCAAUAUAGUUUUAGCAAAGGCAAGAAUAUGUUCGCGAUACCGUCCGGUAAGCGCAACGAGUUAAGAAGAAAGACAUGGCUUCACCGAAUCGGGAGGGAGAACUUCCGACGAACUUCCUCCGCGCGACUAUGUGAUAUGGCACAUACCCACUGUAGGGACCGGCCAAGCAUUAGGCGGUUCGGAGAAAAUGGAUGAAAAAAGUCCAGAAAGAACGUAUUAGGGGAAGACGUGUUCUACCUGGUGUUCAAAGUGUAACAGUCGUCAUGCUGAAGUCAGCCCAAAAAUAGUACUCCUUACAUGCGGACGAUAAGACGACGACAAGGAAGAAGAAGCGCGCAUGCUUGGAAUUCACGCGCUUGCACACGGGAACAGGACAACGGAACCAUGAACCGCACCUCGAAGAACGAAGUUCAACGGUUCCCGAAGCAUCUUUCUCAGUCGAACGACCGACGAGUUUCCUUCGCCGAAGAGAGCGUCGCGACCAGCACCGACGAAACCACCCGAAGCAACUCGCAGCCGUUCCCAGUGAGCCUGGCAGCCGUUCCCGGUGGCCUACCGCGGUCCUCGUCGACUGCCCCCCGCACCUCGACUGGAGGCGGUUUCAGCCAGCGCACACAGAGCUGCGGGCACGUGUUCGCGCCUAUGGAUCCCUCGAUGACCGCUCUGCUCGGUCUUCGGCUGACUCCGGGUUCGCUCGCUUGUGAACCAGCGAUGACACCCAGCGCCUACUCACCGCCAGGAAGUCCUUACUGGGUACCCCCGCCAUUCGGAAGCAGCUGGUCGGACGCCUUCGAGCAGCCUUCCUCAGAGACACGAUUGUUCAAAGAAGCGCCACCUGCAGAUGACCGCGACAGUUCGGCGUUCCUCUGGCUGCGCAACAUCGGCGUCGGCAUGAUGCUGGCUGCGAUGCUGACCGUCGCGCUGGCGCUGGUGCUGACCAUGGACAUGCAGGACUCGGACAUCAGGCCGUGGCCUAGCUCGCCACUAGCGGGCGGGAUAGAAAGUAUCGGCUCAAGCAGGGUCGCAGUCCCACUGGGGCCGAGGAAUGUGCCGCUAGAAGGAAGAACAUCACAGGCGCGCGACGUGACCAGGCAUCACCGACGCGCGGUUAGAGUCGAGCGCCGCGACAGGGCAUUGGCAGUGCAGCAACCCCGCCUACCGCAGCCUGAUGCCGAUAACCGUACGCAGCUGUCGCAACGGUGCCGGAGCCACUUCCACAGCUACUGCCACCGCGGCCGCGACGAGGUCUACUACAGCGCCUCCUUGCGCGCCUCGACGGAGGCCGACAGCGUGCACGUCUGCAACCACGGCGCCAACAGGUUCACCAGCCUCGAGAGCUGCCUCGCCAGCUGCGUGAACGUCGGCACUGGGAGGCCGCAGCGGCACUGCUACGAGUACGCCCUCUUCAGCACAUGCUCGUGGCAGGACGUACCGGAAACAUGGUGGUUCUUCGACGGCUCCCUCUGCAGCCAGUGGAACUUCCCCCGGGGCGAGUGUCCGCUUCAAGAUGGACGCGUGUUCCGCACGCGCCGGGAGUGCGACGCGGCGUGCGUGCAUCGUGAGCGAGGCGACAGCGACGAGCGACGCCGCUGCGACGCUCCCGACGCCGGCACCUGCACGCCGCACCAGGUGCAGCACCCGUACUUCGCCGACAUGCGCGCUGGCGGCCCGGCUCGCUGCGUCGUCGCGUCGAGCGGCGAACUCGUCACGCUCCGCUGCCUCGUCGGCUCGAACCGAUUCGACUCGAUGGCGAGCUGCGAACGCGCUUGCCUCGAGUUAUGACGGGCUGUAACGAAGUGGCCCGAUAUUCGUACGUUAUGUGUGGCAUUAAAAGCCGACGUAGAUUUGA